CAUAGCCAUUUAAGCUUAUCCUCUGCAUCUUCUUCUUCAUCACCUCAUCUCAUCUUCUCUCAUGAGGCGGCCUUUGAUCUGAUCCUCCGCGAGCUCGACACACAGAUCUAUCGAGGGAAGCAAAAAGAUCAAUCAAUCAAUCUAUCCUCUUUGCUCACCUUCUUCCUCAAUCUCCCCUUAUUGCCUGCAAAUCUCCAUUCCUGCCCUGCCCCUUCCCGCAGAAGCUCCAUCCCCCACCUCCUCCUCGCAGGCCUCAACGUCGCCGGCGCCGUCGUGGUCUUUUCUUGAUCGCCCGACCAUGGUCUUCGAGAAGGCGAGCUCGUCCUCCAAUGCCCUGUCCCCGCCGCCGAGGGAGGACACGCCGCUCCUCGGCAAGGGCCCCCCACUCUCGUCGCAACCCAAGACCUUCGCCAACGUCUUCAUCGCCAUCGUCGGGGCUGGCGUCUUGGGCCUGCCCUACUGCUUCAAGCGCACCGGUUGGCUCAUGGGCCUCCUCAUGCUCUUCUCCGUCGCCGCCCUCACCUACUACUGCAUGAUGCUCCUCGUCCACACCCGCCGGAAGCUCGAGUCCCGCAUGGGGUUCUCCAAGAUCAACUCUUUCGGGGACCUCGGCUUCACCGUCUGCGGCCCCAUCGGGCGGGCCGUCGUGGAUGUCACGAUCGUGCUGUCCCAGGCGGGGUUCUGCGUCGGAUAUCUCAUCUUCAUCGCUAACACGCUCGCCAAUCUCUACAUCGGGUCUUCGAUUUUGGGGUUAUCGGCGAAGGGUCUGUACAUUUGGGGCUGUUUCCCCUUCCAGUUAGGGUUGAAUUCGAUCAAGACACUGACCCACUUGGCCCCUCUGAGCAUUUUCGCUGAUGUGGUCGACCUAGGGGCGAUGGGAGUCGUGAUGGUUGAGGAUCUGGACAUCAUCCUGAAGAACAUGCCCGAGGUUCGGGCCUUCGGCGGUCCCUCCGUUUUCUUUUAUGGGAUGGGUGUUGCGGUGUACGCCUUCGAAGGGGUUGGGAUGGUUCUGCCCUUGGAGUCCGAGACACAAGAUAAGGCCAAGUUCGGCCGUGUCCUCGCGAUCUCGAUGGCUUUCAUCGCCGUCACGUAUGCAGGAUUCGGGGCAUUGGGCUAUUUUGCUUUCGGAGAAAACUUGAAGGACAUUAUCACCGCUAACUUUGGGAAAGGCCUAAUUAGCACUCUUGUUCAGUUGGGGCUCUGCAUCAAUCUCUUCUUCACUUUCCCUUUGAUGAUGAACCCGGUCUAUGAAAUCGUUGAGAGGCGGUUCCGCAGCGGGAAUUACUGCAUUUGGUCAAGAUGGUUGCUAGUGUUAGUGGUCAGUUUGGUUGCCCUGCUCGUCCCAAACUUUACCGAUUUCUUAUCGCUGGUCGGGAGCAGCAUCUGCUGCUUGUUGGGGUUCAUCUUGCCUUCCCUGUUCCAUCUUUUGGUUUUUAAGGAAGAGAUGGGCUGGAAAGGAUGGAGCUUUGAUAUCGGGAUUGUGGCAUUGGGAACCAUCCUAGGUAUCUCCGGUACUUGGUACGCCCUCGCGGAAAUUCUAUCCGUCAAGGCAUAAAUGAUGUAUUAGAAUUGUACAUCGACUAUCCGAUAGGUAGCCGGUAGCCGGUUUGGUUGUAUUGUUGUUCAUGGCUGGACGUGUAUAUAUGUUGUUGGCAUUAGACAUGGUCGUGAUCAUCUUCGCGGUUAUGUCGCUGGCAUAGGUGGAUUUGAAUAUGGUCUCGUGCCAUGGUCAUGUUCAUUUACAUUAUCAAAGUUCGGGACACAAGGAUUGAAUGGACAAAAAUGAGUCGAGGCUCUUUGUUGC
This is a messenger RNA of Punica granatum (pomegranate), 1804 nucleotides long. Lineage: Eukaryota; Viridiplantae; Streptophyta; Magnoliopsida; Myrtales; Lythraceae. The record is from RefSeq and is a predicted model, not a curated record.